Molecule: messenger RNA, 1330 nt
Organism: Pezoporus flaviventris
Lineage: Eukaryota; Metazoa; Chordata; Aves; Psittaciformes; Psittacidae
Gene: LSM7
Product: LSM7 homolog, U6 small nuclear RNA and mRNA degradation associated
Exons: 4
Coding region: 56-400 (114 amino acids)
Biological process (GO): mRNA splicing, via spliceosome; nuclear-transcribed mRNA catabolic process
Cellular component (GO): U2-type prespliceosome; U6 snRNP; catalytic step 2 spliceosome
Molecular function (GO): RNA binding
Source: RefSeq, a predicted model, not a curated record
AUUGGCCAAUGGGCUUCGCCGAGGGACGACGUAACUUCUGGCAGCGGCGAAUGAAAUGGCGAGUGGCGGCGGCGGGAGCGGGAGCAAGAUGGCGGACAAAGAGAAGAAGAAGAAGGAGAGUAUUUUGGAUCUCUCCAAGUACAUCGAUAAAACGAUCCGGGUGAAGUUCCAAGGUGGGAGGGAAGCAAGUGGUGUCUUGAAAGGAUUCGACCCUCUUCUGAACCUUGUGCUUGAUGGUACCAUUGAAUACAUGCGAGAUCCAGAUGAUCAGUACAAAUUAACAGAAGACACACGUCAGCUGGGACUGGUGGUCUGCAGAGGGACUUCUGUGGUUCUUAUUUGCCCCCAGGAUGGGAUGGAAGCUAUUCCAAACCCUUUCAUUCAGCAGCAAGAUGGCUAGUGCUUGCUCUGGAUUGCCUCUGACGACUUCAGGGGUGCAAAUCAUCAGAGAAAACUUAUCAGUGUGUUGAGAAGCUUCCUGAGUUGGGGAAGGGGUUUAAAUGUGGGUUUGUUAGUGUGAAAGAAUGAUCAAUUCUUAUGUUUGUGGCUUGCCAUAAAUGAUGCAAGGAUGGGGCAUGACAUCUAAGAAGUACGUUCUGAUUUCCCCCCUCCCAGUAAAUGUGUAACUACAGUGUUGUGAGCUGCCAGGGGGUCACAUAUUGUCAUGGAAUUGUCUGAGGCCCUCUUGAUCUUGUGAGUUUUGAAACAACCACAUAAAAUUAGUAAAGAGUCCCCUGAAUAUCGGUUAUAUCCUUUAAGUUUUUAAAUACAUUAAAAUGUAUUUAAAUUAAUCUACAGCCUAAAUACAUUAGAACAUGGUUUUCUUCCUCUUAGAGAGCAGUACUCAGCUAAGAAGCAAUAUGGUACAGUCUUCCUGCUGUUCAGUCUCUUCUGCCUGCUUGCUCCACAUGCAGGACAACUGGUUUUCUAUAGUACCUUGUCAUCACCUUUACAGGCUUUGUAGCUAAAAAGAGCUUUUCUAGCACUUGUUUCAGGCCUUGGGGCUGGGAUCUGUGCAUCAGAAAGCUCCCACGUUUCUACAGAAGGACUGGACUAACUUCUAGGAUGAUUCUUGGCUAAAGGACAUGAACCUUGUGGAAGUACUUAUCUGAUCCUCAGAAUUUUAGGGGAAGAAUAUGUAAGAUCCUAAUGUUCAGCCGUAGGCAGUGUCUGGAAAUACUGCAUAUUUUUAUACUGUGGCUGUCCACUUGUGGUUCUGCUUGUUGGAACUUGAUUUGUAAGUAAACAUUUUUAUUUCUUUUAUACUGAAGAAAGAAUGAGAUUUGAGGAUUUUUUUGAGUAAAUAAAUACAACUGAAUCUGUUCCUAAA